Molecule: messenger RNA, 3665 nt
Organism: Anopheles arabiensis
Lineage: Eukaryota; Metazoa; Arthropoda; Insecta; Diptera; Culicidae
Gene: GCS2alpha
Product: neutral alpha-glucosidase AB
Exons: 4
Coding region: 208-3042 (944 amino acids)
Biological process (GO): N-glycan processing; carbohydrate metabolic process
Molecular function (GO): carbohydrate binding; alpha-glucosidase activity
Source: RefSeq, a predicted model, not a curated record
GGACAGUUUUGAGUCGACAUUCGGAACAGCCUUUGGCUCUGGAGUCGGACGGGGCCUGGAGUACUCAUCCCUGCACACACAACCGAUAUCAUCGAUCCGGACCAGUCCGGUGGUGUCCUUGGCCGAGCAAUCGAACAGUAAAUACGUUUGUUUACCUCGCGAGACGCCCUGCGGCUAGGGCUAGGAAGCAGCGUAGCGGAAAGCAGAAUGGCCGCCGCCGGGCAGGGAAUGUUACUGCUGGUGGCCCUCUGUCUGUUCGCGUCGGUCGCUGGUGUCGAUCGAAACAAUUUCAAAACCUGCGAGCAGAGCAGCUUCUGUCGCCGGCUGCGCUCACUGGAACCGCAGACGAGCGAGUUCGAGGUGCUGCCUCAGUCUCUGCAGCAGUUCAAGCAGUACAUUACGCUGACGCUCGUGCACCAACGCACCCGGCAUGAGUACGUGCUGAAGCUGGCCUGCCUGAAGGGGGCCGGCUCGUUCCACAUGCAGGUGGACGAGCGGGAGCCGCUGAGCGUGCGGUACCGGGUGCAGGAGGCGCUCGUCCAGGAGCCGCAGUACGGCUCGACCAAGGUGGAGAGCACGUCCGGCACGCUGAUCAUGGUGGCGUGCGGCGAGGCGCCCGACGUGAAGGCAGCCGUCCAGGUCGCCCCCUUCAAGGUGGACUUUUUCCAGCAGGGCAGGCUGGUGGUGACGGCUAACGGCAAGGGCAUGAUGCGGUUCGAGCAUUUGCGCCGCAAACCGGAACCAAAGACCGAGCAGCAGCUGCAGGACGAGGCGGCUGCCGACCGCGGCGAGCAGAAGGAGGAUGGCGGUGAGCAGCAGGCUGAGCCGGUCGCACCGGCCGACGACGAUCCGGGCGCGUGGGAGGAAAACUUUAAAUCGCACCACGACUCGAAGCCGAAGGGCCCAGAGGGGCUGGCGCUCGACUUUACCUUCCCGCAGGCGAAGGUGCUGUUCGGCGUGCCGGAGCAUGCGGACUCGUUUGCGCUGCGGCACACCGCCACCAAGGGCACGGAUCCGUACCGGCUGUACAAUCUGGACGUGUUCGAGUACGAGCUGAACAACGGGAUGGCGCUGUACGGCUCGGUGCCGGUGGUGUACGGGCAUGGCGAGACGGCGACGGCCGGCGUGUUCUGGCUGAACGCGGCCGAAACGUGGGUGGACGUUUUCAGCGCAAACCGGGACACGGACGUGGUGUCGUCGCUGGUGAACCUGGUGUCGUGGAACAGCCAGACGGAACCGCCGGCCGCCAACUUCAUCUCGGAGAGCGGCAUCAUGGACGUGUUUGUGCUGCUCGGGCCCGGCCCGAUCGAUGUGUUCCGCCAGUACACGGACCUGACCGGGAAGGGGCCGCUGCCGCAGCUGUACGCGAUCGCGUACCACCAGUGCCGCUGGAACUACAACGACGAGCGGGACGUGGAGAUGGUGUCGGCCAAGUUCGACGAGUACGACAUCCCGAUGGACACGAUGUGGCUGGACAUUGAGUACACGGACGGGAAGCGGUACUUCACCUGGGAUCAUCACAAGUUCCCCCAUCCGGUCGAGAUGAUCCGCAACCUGACCGGGCUCGGCCGCCACCUGACGAUCAUCAUCGAUCCACACAUCAAGCGAGACGGCGGCUACUUCUUCCACAACGAGUGCACCGACAAGGGCCUGUACGUGAAGAACAAGGACGGCGGCGACUACGAGGGCUGGUGCUGGCCCGGCUCAGCCAGCUACGUGGACUUCUUCAGCCCGGACGCCCGGCGCUACUAUGCCGACCAGUAUCUGCUGACGAACUUCCGCGAGCAGGCGGAAACGGUCGGCAUCUGGAACGACAUGAACGAGCCGUCCGUCUUUAACGGACCGGAGGUGACGAUGCUGAAGGACAACCUGCACCACGGCGGGCUGGAGCACCGGGACGUACACAACCUGUACGGGCACAUGCAGCUGAUCGCCACGUUCGACGGGUUGCUGCGGCGGGGCGAAGGGCGCCUGCGUCCGUUCAUUCUGACCCGGUCGCACUUUGCCGGCAGCCAGCGGUACGCGGCGGUCUGGACCGGCGACAACAUGGCCGAGUGGGGCCAUCUGCAGGCCUCGAUCAAGAUGUGCCUGUCGCUGGCAGUCGCCGGCAUCAGCUUCUGCGGUGCGGACGUCGGCGGCUUCUUCGGCAACCCGGACGGCGAGCUGUUCUCGCGCUGGUAUCAAACCGGCGCGUUCCAGCCGUUCUUCCGCUCGCACGCCCACAUCGACACGAAGCGGCGCGAACCGUGGCUGUUCCCGGAGGACGUGCGGCUCGUGAUACGGGACGCGAUCCGGAAGCGCUACCGGCUGCUGCCGUUCUGGUACACCGCGUUCUACGAGCACGAGCGGCGCGGCCUGCCGAUCAUGCGGCCGCUGCUCGCCCACUACCCGGCGGACGUGAACGCGUUCGCGAUCGACCAUCAGUACCUGCUCGGCGACCAGCUGCUGGUCGCGCCCGUGCUCGACCAGAAGCAGCAGCGCACCCGCGACGUGUACUUCCCGGUGCGGGCGGACGGCCAGGGCGACUGGUGGUACGAUUGGGACACGCAGCAAAAGCACACCGGCACCGGCGUGGAGGCGAUCCCGGUCGACAGCUACAAGGUGCCGGUGUUCCAGCGCGGCGGCACGAUCAUCCCGACCAAGGAGCGGAUCCGCCGGGCGUCCACGCUGAUGCGCCACGAUCCGUACACGCUGACGGUGGCGCUGGAUCGGGAGGGUCGGGCCAAGGGCACACUCUACAUCGACGAUGAGGAGAGCUACGAGUACCGGCACGGCCACUACCUGUACCUGGAGUUCGAAUUCCGUGACGGUGUUCUCAGCAGCCGGAAAAUCGACAUGACAGCCAGCUACAAGACGGACACGUGGCUCGAGCGGGUGGUUAUCGCCGGGCUCGGCAAGCAGCCGACGGCGGCCACGCUCUACACCGACGCGUCCGGCGCUGCCAGCGGACGGUUGCAUCUCGAGCGGGACGGUGACGUCGUGACCGUGCGCAAACCGGGCGUCUCCAUGCGCGAUGCCUGGUCGAUUCGGCUCGAUUUCUAAGGGAGGAAGCAGUGGGCUAUGGAGUGGGUUGGAACUAACGUUUACUAGCAUAACUCAAUCAUUUACUGUGGAUGCCUUUCGAUUCGAAAUGGUGCCACUAUUGCACAGUGGACAACGGCUACAAAAAGCUUGCAAGAUGAUGCUAUUAUUAUCACUUUUGUCAUUGAUUUUUGGUAGUGCUCAACAACAACAAACAGCAUAAUCACUCACGCUCUUUUCACGCAGAAAUAGUUAAAAAAAAAAAACGUCGCGCUCACGCAUGGUCGCAGCCAUGAGCCGACGCAUGGAGUGGAGUCAUAAUAAUUUUUACAGUCAUUUUUUUCGUUGUAAUCAAACGAUAUAAAAUUUAAAAUUGUUGCAGCCGUUUGUCCACUGUGUACUGAUGUAGUGAGAGAAUGUGACCUUGGGUGGAAUAAAUUUUCGUACGAGAACAUUAAUAAUAGACCAGCAAGUGGAAACUACUGAGCUCACCGCUCAUUCACCAGGAAGCACUGUGUCCCGGACGGAACUGUGGAAGGAAGGGAGAGAGAGAGAGAAAGAGAGUUUGGAAAGGGACUUACAAAAUUAUGUGACCAAUUCCGAGAGUAGAAUUUUCAAUAAAGCAAUCGCUUUCCACAAUCCUA